CCAUUGAUUUUUUAAAACAAUAACUCAUUGUGUUAUACCAAAAAGUGAAACCAAGGCGUACAAUGUCGAUAUCUUUUACCACCACGAUUGAGCCUUUCCGUAAAGGCACUUCUUUUACGCAUUGGGUAGAGCGAUUGGAGUUCUUUUUUCUCGCAAAUAAGAUUGCAGAAAAUGAUAGAAAAUCUCAUUUUAUAACCUUGAGUGGUUCCUUCAUUUAUUCCGAGUUGCGGAAAUUAUUUCCCACCGGAGAUUUACUUGAAGUUUCAUUGGCUGUUAUGGUUGAGAAACUUAAAGCAAGAUUGGACAAAACAGCUUCUGGUGUAUGCCAAAGAAUCACUUUCAAUCAGCGUGUUCAAGAUUUGGACGAAUCGGUUGAGGAUUUUUUACUGGCUUUAAAGAUUCAAGCGGAGCUUUGCGCAUAUGGUGAAUUCAAAGACACUGCUAUCAGAGAUAGGUUGCUCGCAGGUUUGAAAGAUGUAGCUUUAAAACAACGCAUUUUAAGUGAUCCAGAUCAAACUUUAGAAACUGCUGAAAAAAUAAUUCAAACCUGGGAAGCUGCGAGAAGUAAUGCGCAAACGCUCUCUGCGAAUAUUAGUCCUAAUUUUCAUCGUAUUGCCGCUAUGGGAAAUGGUGCCCCUGCGGGUACUGCUCUUCAUAGAUUGGCACAAGUGUAUAAUAAAUCAAGAAAUUACAAAACUAAUUAUAAAGCUGAUAGAAAUCGAAUGCCGGUGAAAAGCAGGUUGGGUUUCCAACCGCAGUAUAUAGAUCGAAAUAGUGGCUAUCAAUAUCGAAAUAACAGGUAUAAAAACAAUUUCCAAAAGCCGAGGUCUGUGGAUUGGAGACGACGGGGAGAUCAAUCAGUUUCCGAUCCACGUUUUUGUGAUUUCUGUAGGAUGCAAGGUCAUCUGAAAAGGAAAUGCUACAAAUUGAAAAAUAUGCGCAAGGAUUCCGUACAACUUUUGGAGCAGAUGAAGCCAGGAACCUCAGGAACUAAUGUACCGGAUGUAUCAGAGCUGUUAAACAGGAUGACGACCCAGGAUUCGGAAGAGAGUGACGAUUCUGAUUCAGGUGGAAAUUUCAAACGUUCCAAUAAACGCACAUAGAACACAGCUUAGGCCAGCUGCUAAUCCGGACUCGAUGGUUCGAUCGAAUGUAACAUUUUCGGCUCAAAUGGCGGAAACGGCAAUUCGAAAUGGCAGCGAUCAAGAUGAAGAGGAGUUCCUAGGAUUUCCUGAUGAAGAUGUCAGGAUCCGAAGAAAAAGAGCGAAAUCGAUGGUGGACGACCCACCUAGCAUGCCACCAAGGCGUUCGAAAAGAAAAAAAGUCAUGAAGACUGAUCCGAGUUAUGUAUACUAGUGAAAUUGAUCUGAAAAAGAAAACUGAAUUGUAUAAUGUUACAAUUGUAUUUAGAAUUAAGAAAAAAAAUUAUAAUUAUGAAAAAUUUGUAUAUAAGCUGUAAAACUCUAAGGGGGGAGAGCUGUUAUGUACCCUAAAAUGGGUAAAUUUGAUUCAGCGUAAAUGCGCUGUCAAAAAGUGUAACGUCAGUAAAACGUUAAAUACAAAGAAUAAACUCCGUAGAGCUCUUCUUCGAGUUCGAGCGUUUAAAGUGAAAACAACUGUUUCCUUAUUACUACCUGAGUCAGAUAUCCUGAGAAGACACCGACGAUUCCAUUCCGCUUUGUUCCACCCGAUCAUCAAUCUACAACGUGAAACGAUGGUAAACUUAUAACGAUGAGCGAUUUAUUGUGCGGAAAAUAAAAAAAUCCUUAAAAACGAGUUCACCCAUAUAGGCAAGUGAGUUGGAGAGAAGAAGUGGUCAGAUAUGAACCAAUACGAACAGAAAUACCUGUGAAAAGUAUGGGUAUAAUGGGCGAGUAUCACGGAAGAAAAUUCAAGUGAGCCAUCAAAUUAUUAAAAACAGCUCGAUUUCAGCUAAACAUAUCGCUGUUAGAAGGAUGACUUUCGGAAUCAAGUCAUGUUAUCUGACGAAAGCAAGUACAGCAUAUUUGGAUCAAAUGGCCGAUGAAUGGUAUGGCGGAAAAGGAAUAUUGAGAUACAGCCGCAGAAUCUUUUUGAGCAGUAAAGCAUGGUGAGGGCUCGGUCAUAGUCUCUGAGGUGCUUGAGCGCAACCGGUGUGGGAAAAUUUCACAUUAUUGAAGGAAUUAUGUAUCACAAAAUGUUCAUCCGAAUUUUGAAAGAAAAUUUGAAUGCCAGUGCUGAGAAAUGGGGCUUACAGGGAACAUACAUCUUACGAGGUGAUAAUUACCUCAAGCACACAGCCCAAAGUAUUAAGCUGUAGCUACUCUAUAAUACUCCAAUCAACUUAAAACGCCUCCUCAGAGCCCAGAUAUGAAUCCAAUUUAACUCCAUUGGAAGGUUCUGAAAGACAAACUUUUCGUGAAAUUCGUGAAAGUCAUAUUUCCAACAACAACGAAUUGAAAUUAGUGUUGAAAGAAGUAUGGAAGAAUAUUCCAUCCCCCGUUACGGCUAAUUUGGUCAGUUCCAUGCCACAAGAACUACAGCCCGUAAUAGA
Messenger RNA from Armigeres subalbatus, 2533 nucleotides. RefSeq lists its product as uncharacterized. The record is from RefSeq and is a predicted model, not a curated record. Bases 63 to 1103 code for a protein of 346 amino acids. The transcript has 2 exons. Lineage: Eukaryota; Metazoa; Arthropoda; Insecta; Diptera; Culicidae.